GUCGGGAUUGAACCCGGGGUUGAGGCAGCGACUCUCCGGUGGGGUCGAUGUCUCGCCACUGAAGGGGGAACAGUCACAUGGAUCACCCACAGGGGUGCCACCCUUGCCGGGCACUGUCCGUGAUGCACGCCCUGCGGCAGGACAAGCAACUGUGCGACGUGACGGUGCGCGUGGCCCACGGCGGCAAGGAGCAGGCGUUUGCCGCCCACCGCGUGGUGCUGGCAGCCAGCAGCCCCGUGUUCAGGGCCAUGUUCACCACCAAGCUGAAGGAGCAGGGGGCGCCGGAGGUGGUGCUGAAGGGCGUGGAUCCCAGGGCCAUGGAGAGGCUGAUCGAGUUCGCCUACACCUCGCUGGUGUCCGUGGACGCGCACUGCGUGCAGCAGCUGAUGGUGGCCAGCUCCAUGUACCAGGUGGACGGGGUGACCAGGGCCUGCACCGACUUCCUGCUGCAAAACAUGGACUCCUCCAACGUCAUUGGUAUUGCACACUUUGCCGAGCAGGUUGGCUGCGUCGAACUCUGCCAGAAGGCCAAGAAAUACGUCCACAUACAUUUCACCGAGGUGAUCAAGGAAGAAGAGUUCUUCAACCUCUCCCACUGCCAGCUGCUGGAUCUAGUCAGCCAGGACGGGCUGAACGUGGGCUGCGAGACGGAGGUGUACAAGGCGUGCAUGGAGUGGGUGCGCCGUGACGUGGAGGGGCGAGCGCACUACUUCCACGCCCUCCUCAACGCCCUGCAGAUCUACGCCCUGCCCCGCCGCUUCCUCAAGCACCAGCUGCAGGCCUGCCCCAUCCUGGGCAAGCUCAAUCCGUGCCGGGACUUCCUCUCCAAGAUCUUCCGGGAGAUGGACCUGCGCCAGCCGCUGCCUCCGGUCAGGCACCGCGGCAACCAGCUGGUGUACGUGGCCGGCGGCUACUGGCACCGCCCGGUGCCCAGCGUUGAGGCCUUCAACCCCAGGACGGGGCGGUGGGUGAAGCUGGCCGACAUGCCGGUACCACGCAGCGGGGCGGGCACGUGCGUGGUGCUGGGGCUGCUGUACGCGUUGGGCGGCAGGAACAACGUACUGGGGGAACACUUGGACAUGGACCGACUGGACUGCUACAACCCCCUGACCAACCGCUGGGUCACGCGGGCGCCCAUGAGCGUGGCCAGGAACAGGGUUGGCGUCGGCGUCAUCGACGGGAUUAUCUACGCCAUCGGCGGCUCCUGCGGCUCCCUGCAUCACCGCAGCGCAGAGAGGUACGACCCUGAAACAAACCGGUGGACAGCUAUAGCGCCGAUGCAGAGCCGGCGAAUAGCGGCUGGGGUGGCGGUGUGGAGCGGGCUGCUCUACGUGGUCGGCGGGUUUGACGGGGACGAGCGUUUGCGCAGCGUGGAACGUUACUGCCCUGAAAGAGACACGUGGAGCUCCGUCACCCCCAUGGGGACCGUGCGGAGCGGAGCGGGUGUGGUCACCCUGGGCCAUUAUAUCUAUGUUGCCGGGGGCUACAAUGGCCAGGAGCAGGUUUCAUCUGUGGAACGUUACUGCAUCGAUGGGGAACGCUGGGAAUGCGUUGGCAGCAUGAAGCACAGUCGCAGUGCCAUGGGGAUGACGGCUUUUCAGCGGAAGAUCUACGUCUUGGGUGGAUUUAGCCAGCAUGGAUUCCUCAACAGCGUGGAGUGCUACGAUCCGGAGAAGGACAAGUGGACAGAGGUGACCUCCAUGCCCACGGCGCGCAGUGGAAUGGGAGUGGCCGUCACCAUGGAGCCCUGUCCCCGGAAUCUGGCCCCCACCCCCACCGUCUCCCCCCCGCUCGUCCCUGGCUGAGCUGAGCUGACCGACAGACUCCCGCCCAUCUGUUGGUGGUCAUCCUCCCCAUCCUCCUCCGCCAGCUACUCCCUGCCCUGGUGGGGGGGGGGGGGGUGAGGGGGGGACACACACACACCAGGACUCUCAGCUCACGCACACAGUGACGGCAACAGUGCGAAAGCUGCACGGCUGGAGAAACCAGGCCGCGAGUCGACGUCUGCCUCUGCGGAAAGCAAGAAGCAAGGAAUUGGACUUGGUACGGGAUGAAGUUCAGCUUUCAAGUGUCAACUCAGAACAUGGAACUGAUUGUGAAGUUGCAGGCCUUCUGUUUAGUUUCGAGGUACAGCGUGGAAACAGGCCAUUCGGCCCACCGAGUCUGUGCUAACCAUUCUCCCGUUCACUCACUGGUUAUCUCCCCCCACCUCAUCAUCUGCUCCCGACACUUAGUUCAAUAUAGUUCAGAGAUACAGCGAGGAUACGGGCCCUUCGGCCCACCGUGUCCGCGCCGACCAGCGGUCACUCGAGCGCCAUUUCUAUCCUCAAUUUGCAGAAUUCGUUGCUAAAUUAGCCAACGACCUUGAACAUCUUUGAGGUGUGGGAGGAAACUGGAGCACCUGGAGAAAACCCACACGGUCACUGGGGGAAACGCGCAAACUCCACGCAGACAGCACCCGAGGCCGGAGUUCGAACCUGGGUCCGUGGUGCUGUGAGGCGGCAACUCUACCGCUGGGCCACCGUGUCGGGUUGUCUGUUUGUCCUUUCGGACAGGAGCGGGAGGGACACGGUCCCUUGUGGAGGCGGGAGGGAAGAGGGCGAGGGAUUUUCCAGACCACUCCAUGUUAUUCUUUGUAAUAUCCCAGCAAAUUUUAAUUUACUUUUUUUAUUAUUACAACAAGUCGUAUCAUUAAUUUUUCAUUAAUUUUUGAGCGGGUGCGAUGAGAGGGCGGGGGAAUCGAACCUGCUGAGUCUCAGCCUGAAACACAUGAACUCUCUUGACUCUAGCUGUAAACCUGCUGGUAGCUCCACUGAUCCCAUCCCCUGGUUCCACAACCCCGGCUCACAGUCUCGAUUAGG
Molecule: messenger RNA, 2861 nt
Organism: Amblyraja radiata (thorny skate)
Lineage: Eukaryota; Metazoa; Chordata; Chondrichthyes; Rajiformes; Rajidae
Product: kelch-like ECH-associated protein 1A
Exons: 5
Coding region: 78-1805 (575 amino acids)
Molecular function (GO): protein binding
Source: RefSeq, a predicted model, not a curated record